AUGAUUUUCUCCGUCAAAUCAACUCCGUCCAGCAUCAGCCAUGUACCGCAACCCUCAUCAUCGUUGGAGGUCUCUACGGCAGUGAACCCCCCUGGAAAUGUCGGCAGCUGGAAUACAGCCUUGAUUGGAGAUGCCGCCCCGUCGAACGCACACAAAAUCCCGGAUGGGAUGCGACCAGUGCAAGAAGAGAAGAGUCAAGGUGAAACAUCUGCAGGGCCUUCGCCUUCGCCUAUUGCAAUCUCCAACGGUGAGAGGCUGCCUGAGACGGUCAGUCGGCCAUCGACCGAUCUGGUAAUCCCGACUCAAACCAAAUGUUCCAGCCUGCGGGAGCUGGAGCUCAUGCACAAGUACUCAACGGAAACAUACUCGAGUCUCUCUAACAACCCAUUGGACUAUCAUGUCUGGCAGAUGGCAAUUCCACGGAAGGCUCUUGACCAUGAUUUUCUCCUGAGUGGCAUCCUUGCAGUUGCUUCUUUGCACAUAGCUUCUACUCUUGAGCCACCAGAUGCUCUGUCCUACAUUGACACUGCUAUGGAAUAUCACAACCAGGCAUUUGCUCCAUACCGGCGAGCUAUAGAUAAUCUGACCCCGUUGAACUGUGAUGCGGUCUUUGCCCACUCCGUGCUCACCACCGUCAUUGGCAUCGCUCUACCGCGGCUGACUGCGGAGCGCGACGAGAGCCCGAGCAUCACUGAGAAUGUCAUAGUCGUCUUUGAAUUGUUGCAAGGUGUUAGUAAAAUCUUCAGAAUCAGCCGUCAGUGGCUCAAAAUGAAGCUUUUUACAUCGCAGGAUGAGGUCGACAAUGGCCCGGCUGUGAAGCUAGACAGCGAAACAGACCAUGCCCUGCGUCGAUUGGCCGCUCUGAAUGAUGAUAUCGUGGCCGCUGUUGAUCCUGAACAGUACCGUAUUGUGAAGGAAGCUAUCUCCCUACUUCACGGUUGUUUUACUCGAUACGCUACGUGCAAAGAUGCGGCGUCAGUUCUUAGGUGGUUGGCCACUGCUAGUAAUGAAUUUGCACAUGCCUUGAGAUGUCGGAAGCCUUUCCCGCUCAUGGUUCUUAUGUAUUGGGGAGUGCUUCUGGGUGAACUCGAUGGGACUAUGUGGUGGGCGAGAAACUCCGGUCCCGCUCUAGUCUCAGAGCUCCUCGCCGUCUUGCAACCUGGGGAUAUUCGGUGGGAAGAGGCGCGGUUAUGGCCGAAACACAAAAUGGGUCUUUGA
Molecule: messenger RNA, 1218 nt
Organism: Aspergillus clavatus NRRL 1
Lineage: Eukaryota; Fungi; Ascomycota; Eurotiomycetes; Eurotiales; Aspergillaceae
Product: putative C6 transcription factor
Exons: 2
Coding region: 1-1218 (405 amino acids)
Biological process (GO): regulation of transcription by RNA polymerase II
Molecular function (GO): DNA-binding transcription activator activity, RNA polymerase II-specific
Source: RefSeq, a predicted model, not a curated record